UUGGAAUGAACCUGGCCAUUAUUAUAGACCUUGCAAAAAAUUUGCUCGGAUUGAGGAAUAAGUAUUCAGGCAAUACACGAUUGGAUGGACAGGUAGUAGUAAUAACGGGCGCUAAUCGGGGUAUUGGCAAAGAGACUGCAUAUCAACUGUCACUCAGAGGAGCAAAGAUAAUCAUCGGUUGUAGGGAUGAGUUGAGGGCAGAGAAUGCCAUCAAAGAGAUUGUGUCUCUGAAUCCAAACGCAAACAUAAUUCACAUUAAACUCGAUUUGUCUUCUCUUCAGUCGAUUCGGGCAUUCGUUCAACAAAUCUAUGAAAACGAGACGAAAAUUGAUUUACUUAUAAAUAACGCCGCAAUCGCUUCAGACAUUGAGGGGAAAACAGAGGAUGGCUUUGAGUUGAUUUUCGGGACAAGCCAUUUGGGACACUAUCUCUUAACACUACAAUUACUGCCAUUACUGCGAAAGGCACCGAAAGCCCGGGUCAUAAACGUGUCAUCUUUGGCCUAUGCGUCUGGAAGAAUACAUUUCGAGAAUAUAAACCUACGUAACGGUGCUUUUAAUAUGAUGGCAGCCAACUCGCAAAGCAAGUUGGCUACCUUGGCUAAACGUUUGGGUGCCAACACCACAAUCAAUGCCUAUUCACUACAUCCCGGACUUGUAGACACUGAAUGGUACCGACAUAUUGAGUCCCCUGUUGUCAAGUUUAUCGCAAAAAAUGUCACCAAAAUGUUUGCCAUGUCUGUCGAGAGGGGCACUCAGACCACCCUUUACUGCGCUCUCGAGGAAUCACUGGACAGUGAAUCCGGAUUUUAUUAUGACAAUUGUUUACUCGUGGAUAACAUGUAUGCGAACGCGACGGACGAUAAAAGUGCGGAACUGUUGUGGCAAUUGAGCGCAGAUUUAAGUAAUAGACGAUUGGAUGGACAGGUAGUGAUCAUAACCGGUGCCAACACUGGUAUCGGCAAAGAGACUGCAUAUCAGUUGACAUUACGUGGCGCUAAAGUAAUCAUUGGCUGUAGGGAUGAGUUGAGGGCAGAGAAUGCCAUCAAAGAGAUUGUGUUUCGGAAUCCAAACGCAAACAUAAUUCACAUUAAACUCGAUUUGUCUUCUCUUCAGUCGAUUCGCGCAUUCGUUCAACAAAUCUAUGAAAACGAGACCAAAAUUGAUAUUCUUGUGAAUAAUGCC
This is a messenger RNA of Oppiella nova, 1184 nucleotides long. NCBI's taxonomy places the organism in Eukaryota, Metazoa, Arthropoda, Arachnida, Sarcoptiformes, Oppiidae. The record is from the annotation of a GenBank genome assembly.